Rubroshorea leprosula is the source of this 2530-nucleotide messenger RNA. NCBI's taxonomy places the organism in Eukaryota, Viridiplantae, Streptophyta, Magnoliopsida, Malvales, Dipterocarpaceae. The record is from the annotation of a GenBank genome assembly.
ACCAGCAACCCGAACUCUGCAGCCAUAGACCUCAACCAUGUUGCUAGAGGACCCAUAUCCUUCAACUCCGCUGCGUUUCCUCUUAAGCUAACCCCCACCAAUUAUCCCUCCUGGAAGACGCAAUUCACGUGCCUUAUUGCAGGUUAUGACUUACUUGGCUUUCUGGAUGGCUCAAAUCAGUGUCCUGUGGCUACGGAACCCACCUAUGCUCCCUGGGCUCGGCAAGAUCAACUCUUACACCAUGCACUCAUCACUUUGGUUUCAGAGAACAUCACACCCUACAUUGCUGCGGCACCCACUGCUCAACAUGCAUGGGAAACGCUAGCCAACUUCUAUGCAAACCGAUCGCGUGCUUGAGUGAUCACACUGAAGGAGCGACUUCAAAACAUGCGCCGUGAUGGAAGAUCUGUCUUUGAAUAUCUCCGCACUCUAAAAGCGAUGGCAGACGAAUUAGGUACGAUUGAUCGACCCCUUUUUGAUGAUGAUCUAACAGUCUAUAUUUUGAAAGGCCUAGGUCCAGAAUUUCGAGAGAUUGCAGCAUCUCUUCGAACGCGUGACACCUCUCUGUCUUUUGAUGAUCUCCAUGAUCGGUUGGUGGCUCAUGAAGAAAGUCUCCGAUGGGAAGAUACUAAACUGGAAUCCACUCCUCUCACUGCCCACCUUGCUAGAGCAGCCACAACACCCUCUUCCUCCGUCGUGACCUCUGCUGGACUGUUGCCCACACCUCACCAUGGUCAGUUCUUCCCUCCACCACAUCGGAACUAUCGAGGACCCCUGUCCUCCAAUAGAACCUUCUUCGGGAAUCGACGGCGUGGAUCUUUUGGCCGGCCCAACAAUCGGCCUACUGCUCAAGCCUGUCAAUUGUGCCAGAAUUUAGGCCAUUUUGCCCACAAUUGUCCAUUUUACCGGGUUCAACAACACCCUCCGCAUGCCAACUUUGCAUCCUCUCCCAACAUUGCUUCUGAGGCUUGGCUCAUCGACUCUGGUGCAACUCACCAUGUGACCACGGACCUUGCCAAUCUCGCCUUGCACUCUGAAUAUCUUGGCCUUGAUGAACUUCAAAUUGAGGAUGGAGCAGGAUCGAAGCACGGGGGCGACAAUGUUGCGCGGUCCAAAUACAUGGAGUUUAUCAACUCCCAAGCAAAACUAAGCCUAUGGCUCUGGUUGCCAGUUCCCAUUGACAUGGUUUGCCACCGCCCGGCUGUUGGUCGCUCAAUGUUGCCUCCUUGUGCUCCAGUUCCCCAUCAUGCGGUAGUCCCCGUGUCCACCAAACCAGCCGUUCCUCACUCACCAGUCUCUCCGUCGGCUCCUACCUCCACACCUCGUUCUCCCACUCAAAGCCCCUGUCCAACCUCCACCCCUACCGUCACCCCCACCAUAGCUGAAUUGGACUCCUCUCCUCUUGCAUCCACCAACCACGCUACUUCUCAUAACCUCUCACCACCAUCGCCUCCCCCACCUAUACGGACUCAUCCCAUGGUCACCCGUUCUCAAAACAACAUCUUUAAACCAAAGACCUUACAUCAUGCAACCAUGGCCUCCCCACUCCCUUCACCUGAACCCACUUAUGUGUCUCAAGCAAUCAAAGAUUCCCAUUGGAGACGGGCCAUGUCUGAGGAGUUCAAUGCGUUGAUUCGCCAAGGGACGUGGGAGCUGCUACCCUCUCACCCGGAUCAACAUGUUCUUGGCUGCAAGUGGAUCAUUCGGAUAAAACGGGGUAAAGAUGGGUCCAUUACACGCUACAAAGCACGUUUAGUUGCCAAGGGGUUUCAUCAACAGCCAGGUUCGGAUUAUCUCAACACCUUCAGUCCUGUUAUUAAACCCACUACAAUCCGGACUGUUCUCUCUCUUGCAGUUAGUCGCCAGUGGCCUCUUAAGCAAUUGGAUGUGAAUAAUGCCUUUUUACAUGGUGAACUUGAUGAAGAGCUCUAUAUGCAGCAACCUGCCGGCUUUAUUGAUCAGACUCAUCCCUCAAAUGGGUUGGGAAACCUCACUUCCCUUGAGACAUUGUAUCUUUCAGGAAUCGACGAAGUGCAAGCUUUUUCGGAGGGGUUGGGAAACCUCACUUCCCUUGAGACAUUGUAUCUUUCAGGAUUCGACGGAGUGCAAGCUUUUCCGGAGGGGUUGGGAAACCUCACUUCCCUUGGGACAUUGCAUCUUUCAGGAUUUCGUAGAGUGCAAGUUUUUCCGGAGGGAUUGGGAAACCUCACCUCCCUUGGAACAUUGUAUCUUUCAAGAUUCGACAGAGUGCAAGUUUUUUCGGAGGGGUUGGGAAACCUCACUUCCCUUCGGACAUUGCAUCUUUUAGGAUUUGACGGAGUGCAAGCUUUUCCGGAGGUGUUGGAAAACCUCACUUCCCUUAAGCAAUUGACGCUUUCAAAUUCCCUUAAGACAUUGAAUCUUUCAGGAUUCAACUGAGUGCAAGCUUUUCCAGAGGGGUUGGGAAACCUCACUUCUCUUAAGCAAUUGAUGCUGAAGACCAAGUCAAAUAAGACUGUUAGUGGAGUCCUAAUAAAGUGGAGUUGCUGGA